AUGGUCACGUACGACCAGCUCGUGCCCUACCUGCCCCCGCCAGUCACGUUCGCCGUCCGCGUCCUCCACCUCUCGGACCCGGUCAACGCCCUCCUCGUCCUCCUCGUCGUCGUCCUCUCGCUCCGCAUCCUCUUCCCCGCCCCGCCCUUCACUCCGACCCCGUACCUCCUCCCGACCAAGCCCGCCGACGACUACAACUGGCGGCCGGCGACCCACCCUCCCUCCCGCGUCUGGCGCACCUUCACCCCACACUCGCUCGCCCCCUUCAACGGCACCACCAAAGGCCAGCCCAUCCUCUUUGCCGUCCGCCGCAAGGUCUACGACGUCUCCUCGGGCGCGUCCUUUUACGGUCCCGACGGGCCCUACGCCAACUUUGCCGGCCGCGACGCCUCGCGCGGUCUCGCAAAGCAGAGCUUCGACGACGACAUGCUCGCACCGCUCGACGGGCCCAUCGACCCGCUCGACGACUUAACCGACGCCGAGUGGACCAACCUCCGCCAGUGGGAGGACCUGUUCCAGACAAAGUACAUCCCCUGCGGCGACUACGUCGACGCGCAGUAG
Molecule: messenger RNA, 561 nt
Organism: Rhodotorula graminis WP1
Lineage: Eukaryota; Fungi; Basidiomycota; Microbotryomycetes; Sporidiobolales; Sporidiobolaceae
Exons: 2
Coding region: 1-561 (186 amino acids)
Cellular component (GO): endomembrane system; membrane
Source: RefSeq, a predicted model, not a curated record